CCUCCAAAUUAUCCUCAGUCAACAUUUAAAAACGUCGGCGUUAUUCGAUAUUUUUGUGAUUCAUAAAAAGAUAGAAUUUCAUUAAAUUGAAAUUUUGGAACAAUGACAAAUCAAUUGAAAUUGAGUGAUGGUUCGUUGGAUUUAAUUCUUGAACAACGUAAUCAAAAUCUUCAACCAAUCGUACAGAUAUUGGGUGCUAAAAUGAUGGCUAAUAAUCGUUUACGUGCGGUUGUUUUUGAUGGCCGUACAAUUUGUCAACAUUGUAUUAUGGUAUCGGAAGAGAUUGAAUCUUUAUUCCAAGAAGGACAAUUGGAUAAAUUUACAAUUAUUCGUUUGCAACAAUAUUCCGUAUCUUCGAUACCGAAAAAAGAUAAUAUUCCUGUCAUUUUAGUUCAACAAUUAGAAAUUCUUCAAAAAGGAGAAGAAAUUGGUAGAAAACUUGAUCCAGAUGAAUCAAUCAGUUUGAGUGCUGGUAACACAUCUUUUAAUAAUGGUUCAAAUGUUGCUACUGCAUCAUCGUCAACAUCCAAUCGAAACACAAUGAAUGUCAGCAUGAAUCAAUCGAUUAGUUCGGCUGCAUCGAAUUCAGCCCAAAAGAAACCACGAAUAUCAGAUUCCGAUAAUGUUGAUAUACGACCCGAAAAUGUCUGCCCAAUUAGCGUAUUGACACCAUUCUAUAAUGCUUGGACUAUUCGGGCAUUGUGUGUGCAUAAAAGUCCUUUACGUACUUAUAGUAAUCAACGUGGACAAGGACGUGUUUUUAACUUUGAUGUUUGUGACGAUACUGGUGAAAUUCGUGUUACAUGUUUUAAUGACGAAUGUGAUCGAUUCUAUGAUUUAAUUCAAAAAGAUCGUUGCUAUUUUAUUGGCCGCGGUAUGAUCAAAUCGGCAAACAAAAAAUUUUCUUCAGUUAACAAUGAUUACGAAAUCUCUUUGACAUCGAAUAGUUUUGUUAAACCUUGUGUAGAUAACCAAAUUGAAGCGCCAAAGUUGCGUUAUAAAUUCAUUCCCUUGUCACGAAUUGUCGAAAUGGAAGCGAACAACACUGUUGAUGUGAUUGGUGUAAUUCGUUCAGUCGGUGAAUUGGAUUCGAUCAUAUCGCGAAAGACAUCGAAAGAAUUGUUGAAGCGUGAAGUAGUGAUUGUGGAUAAAUCAUUGGCUGAAGCACGUCUCACAUUGUGGGGUGAACAGGCACAAACUUUCGAUGGUCAACCUAAUCAGGUUCUUGCACUGAAAGGUGCAUCGAUCGGUGAUUUUAAAGGUAAAACUUUAUCGGCACGAGAUUCGACAAACAUUGUUGUCGAUCCAGAUUUGCCGGAAAAAGAUCUACUUACCACUUGGUAUAGCACAUUGGAUCCUAGUGAAAAUUUCAAUCAAUUAUCAAAAUCUGAUUCACCCGCUGGUUCUAAUUUCGGUCCAAAUUAUCGUUUUAUCGCUCAGAUAAUACCGAAAAAAAUUCAAUCUGGCGAAACAUUGAAUUUCCAGACAGUAGCUACUGUUCAGGCAUUUAGUCGUAUACAGAAUCAUCUGUAUAAAUCUUGUGGUCAAAAUAAUUGCCAAAAGAAAGUAUCCGAUAAUGAUGGUAGCGGUACUUAUCAUUGUUCCAAAUGUGAUCGAACAUCGGCCGUAUUUGAAUGGCGUUUAAUGGUCAAUGUGAUGUUGACCGACGUAAGUGGUUCAUUUUGGGUAACUUUAUUUCAAGAACAGGCGGAAAAAUUAUUGGGAAAAUCUGUAGCUGAACUAUCAAGAUUAUAUGAAGAAGACCAAAAUCUUUACAUUGCUGCUCUUGAUGAAAUUCGUUUCAAACAAUUCAAUUUUCGCAUCUAUACUCGUUUGGAUACCUAUAAUGAGGAAAUUCGUAUGCGUCAUACUGCUGGCCAGGUUUAUGAAUUAAAACCGAAAGCAUUCAUCAAAAAUCUUAUGCGUUCGAUUGAAAAUUUGUCACGACAACUUUAAACUUUUCCAAGUUUUUAUAGCAAAUGACAUGCUAUUUUCAUUUUCAUUGAUAAUAUACCCGUUGAUUGGUUGAAUGAAUUGA
This is a messenger RNA of Dermatophagoides pteronyssinus (European house dust mite), 2038 nucleotides long. RefSeq names its product replication protein A 70 kDa DNA-binding subunit-like. Gene Ontology annotation, biological process: DNA repair; DNA recombination; DNA replication. NCBI's taxonomy places the organism in Eukaryota, Metazoa, Arthropoda, Arachnida, Sarcoptiformes, Pyroglyphidae. Gene Ontology annotation, molecular function: DNA binding. The record is from RefSeq and is a predicted model, not a curated record. Gene Ontology annotation, cellular component: nucleus.